Molecule: messenger RNA, 2043 nt
Organism: Ziziphus jujuba (common jujube)
Lineage: Eukaryota; Viridiplantae; Streptophyta; Magnoliopsida; Rosales; Rhamnaceae
Product: eukaryotic peptide chain release factor subunit 1-3
Exons: 3
Coding region: 16-1536 (506 amino acids)
Biological process (GO): cytoplasmic translational termination
Cellular component (GO): cytosol; translation release factor complex
Molecular function (GO): translation release factor activity, codon specific; sequence-specific mRNA binding
Source: RefSeq, a predicted model, not a curated record
UUCGGAUUCCACCUCAUGGUUUCGUCACUCGUGGAACCUCAAGGGCAAUUAUGGAAUAAUACGCAUCUAAACCCUAUAUAUAAAUAUCGUGUGGAUUCCCACGGCCUCAACUUGCUUAGGCGGUGUAUUGCGUGCGCUCGGCACCUUAGGAGGCGACGCUAUCUUUUCCUCGCUCAUUCAUUCUGUGUCAGAAAUUGUUUCAGCUGUUACUGCAAUAUUGCAAUGGCGGACGGUCAUGAAACUGACAAGAACAUUGAGAUAUGGAAGAUUAAGAAAUUGAUUAAGGCUCUUGAAGCUGCAAGGGGUAAUGGUACCAGCAUGAUUUCUCUCAUCAUGCCUCCUCGCGAUCAGAUAUCUCGUGUUACGAAGAUGCUGGGUGAUGAAUUUGGGACUGCUUCAAACAUUAAAAGCAGAGUGAACCGGCAGUCUGUUUUAGGCGCAAUCACAUCUGCUCAGCAGAGGCUCAAGCUUUACAACAAGGUUCCUCCAAAUGGGCUUGUACUUUACACUGGAACCAUUGUUACAGAAGAUGGGAAAGAAAAAAAGGUUACCAUUGAUUUUGAGCCUUUUAGACCCAUUAAUGCGUCUCUCUACCUCUGUGACAACAAGUUUCAUACUGAGGCUUUGAAUGAACUUUUAGAAUCAGAUGACAAGUUUGGGUUUAUUGUCAUGGAUGGUAAUGGGACCCUUUUUGGGACAUUAAGUGGUAACACACGAGAGGUGCUUCAUAAAUUUAGUGUUGAUCUGCCAAAGAAGCAUGGAAGAGGAGGGCAAUCAGCUCUGCGUUUUGCUCGUCUUCGAAUGGAGAAGCGCCAUAACUAUGUUAGAAAGACUGCAGAGCUUGCUACACAGUUUUUUAUCAAUCCUGCCACUAGUCAGCCCAAUGUCUCUGGAUUGAUUCUUGCUGGAUCGGCCGACUUCAAAACAGAACUCAGUCAGUCAGAUAUGUUUGAUCCCCGUCUUCAGGCCAAGAUACUGAACGUGGUUGAUGUUUCUUAUGGAGGGGAAAAUGGCUUUAAUCAAGCUAUUGAGCUGUCCUCUGAGAUCCUUUCCAACGUGAAGUUUAUACAAGAGAAGCGCUUGAUAGGCAAAUACUUUGAGGAGAUCAGCCAGGAUACUGGGAAGUAUGUCUUUGGUGUAGAUGACACACUGAAGGCUCUGGAGAUGGGUGCUGUUGAGAUACUCAUUGUGUGGGAAAGUCUAGAUAUUAAUAGGUAUACUUUGAAAAAUGGAACCACUGGUGAGGUUAUCAUAAAACACUUUAACAAGGAGCAGGAAAACAAUCAGAACAACUUUCGGGAUCCUACUGGCACUGGUGAAUUUGAGGUUCAAGAGAAAAUGUCACUUUUGGAGUGGUUCGCUAAUGAGUACAAGCGGUUUGGGUGUACACUUGAAUUUGUCACUAACAAAUCACAGGAGGGAUCUCAGUUCUGCCGGGGAUUUGGUGGUAUUGGAGGAAUCCUUCGUUACCAGCUUGAUAUAAGGUCCUUUGAUGAGUACUCUGAUGAUGGUGAAGUUUAUGAUGACUCUGAAUAGCAAUCAAUUAACCGGUUCCCUAUGGCUGGUGCAGAGAGUGGGGUGACCAGGCCCACUGCACCAGCGCGAGUUGUACUCGCAGCUGCUGCUCCUGGUGGUGUUGCGCAAAAUGUUUCUGAAAGGCUUAAUCAAGGACCUUACGGUGUUCUUAGAGCCUGCAAGCUUGGCGUGGUGAUCUAAUCUGGAUCACCAAAUGGCUGGAAAGAUCAUCUGCAUCUGUUUCUCGUUUCAAUCAAGACUUAUAUGGACGAAUGCUACCACAUUUUGGGAAUCCUUAUUAUGGUUGUGGUCUUGUGGAAGCUGGGAAGUUACUACUAAGUUUGUUUUAUCCCGGGUCAUGAAGUUUAGUUUCUUAUCUUAGAAGUUAUGUAACCUUUUGAGUCACUAUGUUCGUGGAAUGUUCUGUUGAAUACUUUUAGCAUGUUUACCCUUUUGAUACAUGGCUCAUGGACCAUGGCCUAUGGUUUAAUAAUAUGAUAUAAUAAGAAUUUAUAUGGUUUGCGGUUU